UGCUGCAUGUGCCCCAAUCCAAUACAAAACAGCAAAUGGCGUCUGCGCAGUAUUUUGUUGAGCUUUGUCAGACAGCUCGUCGCUCUUUCGGACGCAUCCAAACUACUCCAGUACGCGAUCGUCACCUAAAGCGGACUCAUUAGUCGCCCAGCAUCCUGACCGCUAAAUACAUAUAACAAUUUUUUAAAGUUUAUAAUUUUAUUUAUUCAUUCUUUAUCAAAUUAAUAAUUUUAAAUUAAAAAAAAAAAAAAGAAGACUAUUCCAUUUUUUAAUUACUUUUUUUUUUAACGCACAAAUUUUAAAUUUAAAUAAAAAAAACUUGAGAAAACAAUUGACCAAACUAGUGAUAAAUAAAGUGAGUGUGUAAUUUAAUAAAAUAAAAUUGAACACGUGAAUUGAGCAGGUGAGCAGGUGGAGUUACGCAGGUAGCGCAGGCGUAUUAACCAGGAGCGGGAGCUUUUAAGUUUAACCCGUAAAAGUUGUUAACUAUAAAAACAAUGGACUGGUGAAAAUAAAAAUAAAAUAAACUGAAUAAAUUAAUAUUCUAAUAAUUAGUAAUUAUAAAUGGUGGACACACUGCUGACAGAAUUGUCAGCUUGGUACCACUCAAUGUUGCAACCGCCCUCUCCCUUACUGGAGAUGGCAUCCCUUCGUCUUCCGGACUCGGAGGAAUUUGAUCUGGAGUCGCGACACCGUACCAGUGGUAAUGUUUUGUUGACAACUGGUUCACCACCUCUGUACCUUGCAAAUGAUGUUUUUGUCCAAACAAAAGAUGACAUACGGGAUUAUCUUAACAAUUCAUUGAGUGAGCUGGUCACCGGUGGUUCAAGAACGGCCUUGGAAGAAUCUGGUUCGAGUAAUGUACUGUUUAACACCAGCGAUUCGGGUGCUAUACCAGUAGAACAUGUACCAGAUCGUUUUUACAGACACAGUAUGGCGAUGACCGCUGUUUAUUGUGUUGCUUAUAUGCUAGUAUUUAGUAUUGGACUCGUUGGCAAUAGUUUUGUUAUUGCAGUCGUUUAUCGGUCACCAAGAAUGCGUACUGUCACUAAUUUUUUCAUCGUUAAUCUUGCCGUUGCUGAUGUACUUGUAAUAGUUUUUUGUCUGCCUGCGACGCUUGUUGGUAACAUCUUAGUUCCUUGGGUUCUAGGACGAUUUAUGUGCAAGACUGUAUCCUAUAUUCAAGGAGUAUCAGUGGCUGCCUCUGUAUACAGCCUGGUUGCCGUUUCGUUGGACAGAUUUUUGGCGAUAUGGUGGCCAAUGAAAUGCCAGAUAACAAAACGUCGAGCUAGAAUGAUUAUAGUUGUAAUAUGGUUUAUCGCAUUAACAGCAACUUCCCCUUGGUUGUUAUUUUUCGACCUGAUAAAAUACGGUGAUGACCCAGAGUUGAGGUUCUGCGUGGAGCGAUGGCCGCGUCCACAAGACGGUACACUCUUCUUCCUAAUCGGUAAUCUUUUGCUGUGUUACGUAUUACCGAUGAUACUAAUAUCCUUGUGCUACAUUCUUAUCUGGAUAAAAGUGUGGCGUCGUCACAUACCAACGGAUACCAAGGACGCACAAAUGGAAAGGAUACAACAGAAAUCAAAGGUUAAGGUUGUAAAAAUGCUCGUUGUUGUUGUUAUUCUUUUUGUCCUGUCAUGGCUGCCACUGUACGUUAUAUUUGCGCGAAUAAAAUUGGGCGGGGAGCAGGCCGAGUGGGAGGAAGAAGUACAGACGAUUGUUACACCAAUUGCCCAGUGGUUGGGAUCAAGUAAUUCAUGCAUUAAUCCGAUACUCUAUGCAUUUUUUAAUAAAAAAUAUCGACGGGGUUUUAUGGCGAUACUGAAAAGCGGACGCUGUUGCGGUAAGCUCAGGUACUACGAAACAGUUGCCAUCAUGUCUUCUUCAACAAGCAUGAGAAAAUCAUCAUAUUAUGUUAACAAUAAUUCAUCAACACGUCGUACUUAUCAUGCGCCACCAGUACAUCAAGAUAGUAAUGUGUCUUACAUUUUUAAUCAUACUGGAGUGUAAUAAUAAUAAUACUAAUAAUGAUAACUAUAAUAAUAAUAAUAAAUAAUAAUAAUAAAUCCAUCACUGGAGUUUGAUAGAUUUUUUGUCAUUUUUGUAACAAGUAACAAAUAUUAUAUAUAUACAUACAUAAAUGAAAAUAUAAAAUAAAAGAAAAAUUGUUUUAUGAAAAUUGCUGGUCCGAGAAUUAGGAUCAAUGAUCGAUUGUAACUCGGAUUAGAUAAAGAUAAAAAUGUAUGAUUUAAGUGGGAAAGUAUAGCAAAGAUGUAAUUUAAUUUUGGUGGUAGAUAGAAAGGCAGAGAAGACAGAAAGGCAACUGGUUGUUUUCAAUAAAACGUCUGGCAGUCUCUUAUAUAUUUAAAUCGUUGUCACGAGCAGAUGGAAAAGUUGAUUGAUUACGGUCUCUUUCUGAGAUCUUAGAGCAGUCCGAAAGAUAAAUUUAUCUCUUAAAGUCAGCGACACGUGACACAUGAGACGAAUCACUUUGUCAUGCUUAAUAAGCAUUUUUAAAUAUUAUUAUAUUUUAAUAUUUAUUGAGAAAGAAAAAACCGUUUUUAACAGUUAUUAAUACACUUUUUCACGCAUGGUUCUCUAAUUGUGACGCAUUUCGCGUUUGUUGUAACCGUAUAUUAACUAUAUUUAUAUAAAUAUAUAAAUAAAUAAAAAAAAUAUAUAUUUAUUGAACUAUACAUAUUUAUCAUAUCCGGCAAUAGCUUGGCCGAACACCCAACACCUUAUUCUGAAAAAUUAAUAGUAAUAAAUAUAUAUACUAUAUAUAUUUUCUUACCGAAUAUCCAAUUUUAUCUGUCCGAUCAAGUGCGAUUUUUGUGUAGAAAAUAAAUGAGAGUUUAAAAUAAUACAUAUUUUUUUUCUCUUUGUAUACUGGUAGGCAAUGUAGGUUUAUAAAAAAAAAAUGGAACAAAUAAAUUUUUUCAUUGGAUUUUGAGGGCUGGAUAUCGUACCGCAAUACGCUUGAAUUAUAAUAAUAAUAACAACAACAAUAAUAAUAAUAAUAGUAAUAAUAAUAAUAAUAAUAAUAAUAAUAAUACAUA
Molecule: messenger RNA, 3059 nt
Organism: Microplitis mediator
Lineage: Eukaryota; Metazoa; Arthropoda; Insecta; Hymenoptera; Braconidae
Product: neuropeptide SIFamide receptor-like
Exons: 3
Coding region: 565-2010 (481 amino acids)
Biological process (GO): G protein-coupled receptor signaling pathway
Cellular component (GO): membrane
Molecular function (GO): peptide binding; neuropeptide Y receptor activity
Source: RefSeq, a predicted model, not a curated record